GUUCGUCGAACGCAUCUGUGGAGGGUGGCGACGGAGAGGUGCACGAAGGUUGUGGCGUGGUUAACGAGAAUAUUAGGACAGCGAAUAAAGGAUCAACGGAGGCUCAGGGAGAAGAAUCAUCAGAGUCGAAUGCCCAAGCUACAUCAUGGCGCACAAAGAAGCAACAAGCUUAUGAAGAGCGGAAGGUGGUUCGUUUACCAAGAGAAGUGUUUGAUUAUAUGGCAAGGAUAGAUGAAGAUGGCACCGUCAGAUUCAACGUUACCCAACUCUCCCUCUUUUUCAUGAAUGAGAUAAUAGAGAAAUUUGUGCUGGUUCGAGCAGAAAAUUGGGACAAAGAACGCAUUCCACUCAUGGAUAUCAGCAUUCCCCCAACAGCAAAGCAGUAUCCGUCUUUGCUAGUGCAAGAUUUCUCCAAUGAACCAACGCGUCGUUUAGCAGAAGAGAAACGAUUACAAAAUAAUCUUGGGAUUCGGUUGGAAUUGCAAGAAGAACGGAAAUCGUCUGAUAGUGAGGUCGUUCCGGAGACUAAGAAAACGUGACGCUGAGCGCAAUAGCAAGUCGUCAACUCCCGUGGGCGACCCAGCCGCUAAGCAACCUAGGUUGGAUGAGGAGAAUCCCGCCCAAUUGAAAGUUGCAGAAAAGUCAUCGCGGAAGUAUGUGCAUUCUACGUAUGAGAAAACUGGCGCUUCAAGUGGGGCAGCGGGAUCUUCUAAAAGUAACACGAAAGCAGGCUCCGCUCAAAACCUAAACCCAUGGAUACACCCGCCUACACAUCCUAGAUCGAGGCCUUCGCCUUUUCCGUUCCUGUUACCAGUGCGUGGAGAGGGUCAAAGCGGUUCAGCGUCAUUCCAGAAUCAACGCUACAUGCAAGGAAACACGCAUGAAGAACAGAUGCGCUGUGGCAGAACGGAUGCAUUAACCAACCGCAAAGGAGGCAGUGAAGUUUCACCGUGGACAAGGCCUGGAAAUCAACCUGAGAAUGUUGAUAAAUUGGUGUCCCUGAUACGUAAAGCCACACAAGAGCUACGCACUAGAUCGCCUUUUGAAACAAACAGAAAAACUGAAAAAAUGGAGCUUGGUUCAUUUAUGGGAGCGGUACUGAGUUCUAUGGAUCGUAAGGUAUGUGGUGGUGAGCCUUCUUACUGA
This is a messenger RNA of Haemonchus placei, 1146 nucleotides long. NCBI's taxonomy places the organism in Eukaryota, Metazoa, Nematoda, Chromadorea, Rhabditida, Trichostrongylidae. The record is from the annotation of a GenBank genome assembly.